AUGAUGUCAUCUUACAAAAAUCAGAGUUUUCCAGUCAUAUUCAUUCUCUUGGGAUUCUCUGACUACCCAGAUUUUCAGAUUCUUCUCUUUCUCAUAUUCUUGACCAUCUAUGCAAUAACUGUAACGGGGAAUCUUGGAAUGGUUGCAAUCAUUGCCAUGAACCCCAAAUUACACACGCCAAUGUAUUUUUUUCUUAAACAUUUAUCCUUUGUGGAUUUCUGUUUCUCCACUGUUGUUACACCAAAGUUGUUGGGAAAUUUAAUUGCAGAAGAUCGGGCAAUGUCUAUCUCUACUUGCAUCACUCAAUUCUUCUUUGCUGCUACCUGUGCUUUGACUGAUCCCUUCAUGUUGGCAGUGAUGGCAUAUGACCGCUUUGUGGCCAUUUGUAAUCCCCUUUUAUACAUGGUUAUCAUGUCCCAGAAACGUUGUGUCCUGCUGAUGGCUGCAGCAUAUUCUUGGGGCAUAUUCUUCUCUCUGCUCCUCACCUACUCUCUCCUUGUAUUAUCUUUUUGUGGGACUAACAUCAUUAAUAAUUUUGUCUGUGAGUAUUCUGGUAUACUUUCUGCCUCUUGCUCUGAUAAGCACUUUACUGAGAUGAUACUCUAUAUAACUGUAAAUUUUAAUAUGUUGAGCACACUCAUGGUGAUAGUGUCUUCUUACACUUUUAUUUUUGUAACUGUUAUGAAGAUGCAUUCAGUUAGAGCAAGGCAUAAGGCUUUCUCCACAUGUGCUUCUCACCUGACAGCUGUUGGAAUCUUCUAUGGAACAGUUAUUUUCCUCUAUUGUGUACCCAAUAGCAAAAGCUCCUGGUUCACUAUCAAAGUGGGUUCUAUUUUCUAUACAGUGCUCAUUCCAAUGCUGAAUCCCCUAAUAUACAGUCUGAGGAACAAGGAAGUGAAGGAAACACUCAGAAAGUUAAUGGGCCAAAAGUGA
Molecule: messenger RNA, 933 nt
Organism: Sarcophilus harrisii (Tasmanian devil)
Lineage: Eukaryota; Metazoa; Chordata; Mammalia; Dasyuromorphia; Dasyuridae
Product: olfactory receptor 5D18-like
Exons: 1
Coding region: 1-933 (310 amino acids)
Biological process (GO): G protein-coupled receptor signaling pathway; sensory perception of smell
Cellular component (GO): membrane
Molecular function (GO): odorant binding; G protein-coupled receptor activity; olfactory receptor activity
Source: RefSeq, a predicted model, not a curated record